Miscanthus lutarioriparius is the source of this 1530-nucleotide messenger RNA. Lineage: Eukaryota; Viridiplantae; Streptophyta; Magnoliopsida; Poales; Poaceae. The record is from the annotation of a GenBank genome assembly.
AUGGAUGACGGCGAGGACCUGAUCAGCACCCUCCCGGACUGCCUCCUCGGCGAGAUCGUCACCCGCCUCCCCACCGCCGACGCCGUCCGCGUCCAGGUCCUCUCCACCCGGUGGCGCCACAUCUGGCGCUCCUGCCCGCUCAACCUCGAUCUCCGUUCCACAAACCACCGCGACUACAAUCGUCGCGUGUCCAGCAUCCUCGCGGCCCACACUGGCUCCGGCCGCCGCCUCAAAAUCGAGUGGCCGCACAACAGCGGCGAGUUCUACAACAACAACAGCUGGCUGUGGUCGCCCGUCCUCAACGGCCUCCAGGAGCUCGAGAUCGAGCCAGGGUACGAUCGCAAUUGGAACAACACGAGCCCACUGCCGGAGCGGGUAUUAUUCCACUUCGCUUCCACGCUGCUCAUCCUAAGGAUCGGCUACCACACCUUCCCUUCCGCGGCCGCCAUGGCGUCGCUCCGGCUCCCGCACCUGGAGCUCAUCUCGUUCUGCUGCGUGGACAUCUCGGAAGGCACGCUCCACGGGGUGCUCGCCGGCUGCCCUGUGCUCAAAACCCUCGUUCUCAACAGCUGCACCGGCUUCGCCACUGUCCGGAUCAACUCACCCACCAUUACAGGCUUCGCCAUCUCACCUGCGGAUUCAUCCAGAACGAACAACUACUCGUACGACUAUGACUCGGACGACCACUAUUACGAAAAUCCGAGGGUAAAUCAGACGGUGAGGCUGACGACGUCGCAGGUCAUCAUUGAGGAUGCGCCUCUCCUAGAGAAGCUGCUGGUCCCCUGUCGCCGCCGCUCGGCUACUGCUGAAUCUUUCCGGCUUCUUCGAGUCGUCAGCGCUCCCAGGCUCAGGGUCCUGGGAUCCCUGUCCUCCGCCAUCCCCAAGUUGCAGAUUGGCGGCACCGUCUUUGAACCCACCACCCGCUGUGUCAACCAUGUGAGACCUGACAGUGUUAUUAUCAAGGAGAAGCGCUUGCUGAUGCAGGCCGUCAUGCUGGCAACGACGCUGCGAACUGUCAAGAUUUUGGCUCUGGAAGAUGUGGACUCUGUUGAUGUCCUCACCAACUUCUUGAAGUGUUUUCCAUGCUUGCAUAAGCUAUACAUCUCGGCAUCACGAGGAUUCAGAAGUGCGGCAAGCUAUGAUAAACAAAAUCCCAUCGAGUGCCUUGAGCAUCAUCUUAAAAUGGUAGCAUUAGAUGGAUACGAAGGCAAAAGAACACAUGUCAAGUUCGCCAAAUUCUUUGUUCGAAAUGCCCGGUUGCUAGAGUUAAUGAAGUUCAGAAUCUUUAGAAACUACCACUGUGAACCUGGGACCACCAAGGAAUGGAUUGCGGAUCAGCAAAGGCAGCUACAUGUCAGGAGCAUGGCUUCCCGACAUGUUAAGUUUCAUUUUGUACAUGAUGCUAGAUAUUAUCAAGUUGUUUACUGUGGCGAGGAUAUCAGUGACCUGUCAGAGCACAUCCAUGAUUCCUCAAGAGAUGACCCAUUUGAUCAAUGGUUUGAAUCAGAGAAGGAAGCCCUGGCAUGCUGA